CUGGAUGUGAAAUUCCCAGUUGAGGAGAAUAAAUAGAGCCAGCAGCCCAAGGAUGGAGCAGUCGGCUUCAUCAUGUCUUCUGGAAGUCUUCUUCUCCUGCUGGGACUCCUCACCCUCUGGGCAGAGCUGACCCCUGUCUCUGGCCAGAAGCGUCCAAGCUUAUGUUAUCUUCCUGCUGAUUCUGGGCCAUGCCUGGCUUAUAUGCCUCGCUUCUACUACAACUCGACUUCACACGAAUGUCAAGGAUUUAUUUAUGGUGGAUGUCGGGGCAAUGCCAACAAUUUUGAGACCAUAGAUGAAUGCCACCGCACCUGUGUUGCAUUACCAACAAGGAGACCCACCAGAAUUGGAACUACUGUUCGACCUUGACCCAAAGAUCCUUCUUCUGUCCUGGACCACCCUGGAGACUCUCCCCCCAAAACCCACCCUGGGCUCAUUCCUUCUCUUCUGCAAUAAAGCUUUGGUUCCAGCUGC
Messenger RNA from Ahaetulla prasina, 474 nucleotides. Its product is annotated as kunitz-type serine protease inhibitor bitisilin-1-like. Bases 73 to 369 code for a protein of 98 amino acids. The transcript has 3 exons. Lineage: Eukaryota; Metazoa; Chordata; Lepidosauria; Squamata; Colubridae. Gene Ontology annotation, molecular function: serine-type endopeptidase inhibitor activity. The record is from RefSeq and is a predicted model, not a curated record.